Molecule: messenger RNA, 312 nt
Organism: Diversispora eburnea
Lineage: Eukaryota; Fungi; Glomeromycota; Glomeromycetes; Diversisporales; Diversisporaceae
Source: the annotation of a GenBank genome assembly
AUGGAACGAGCAACAAAUUCGAUGUUCUCCUUCCCAUUCGAUCAAAUGUUGGACCUCUUUAAUAGGGUUCUAAGAGUUGGAAACGAUACCGACGAAGAAACAUUGUCAACAUUUUCCGUAUUAAUUAACGAAGCGGCAUUCAAACAGCCGACCUUAAUACGUGACGAGCGGUUUGUUGAGUUGUUGUUGGAAGAAGAUACCAAAAUCGGUGAUGUUGAUUCCGAAGUGUUAAAUGACUAUGAAGAAGAGGAAAUUGAUUAUGAUGACCGAACAAUUUCCAGCGAUGAUGAUGACCGACCAAUUUGCAGAUGA